This is a messenger RNA of Dama dama (fallow deer), 10426 nucleotides long. It is a transcript of the gene NT5C1A, whose product is annotated as 5'-nucleotidase, cytosolic IA. Gene Ontology annotation, molecular function: nucleotide binding; 5'-nucleotidase activity; magnesium ion binding. NCBI's taxonomy places the organism in Eukaryota, Metazoa, Chordata, Mammalia, Artiodactyla, Cervidae. The coding region runs from base 166 to 1263 and encodes 365 amino acids. The transcript is spliced from 6 exons. Gene Ontology annotation, cellular component: cytoplasm; cytosol. The record is from RefSeq and is a predicted model, not a curated record. Gene Ontology annotation, biological process: adenosine metabolic process; nucleotide metabolic process.
CCCAGCGCACUGCCCUCCCUCCUGCCGGCCCGCACGCGCACUCUCCCCGCCGCUGCCCGCCCCCUUCUCACGCCCGGGACGCGCCUCCCUCCCUCCCGCAGUCCAGUCCCGCCGGCUCCGCUCUCCGCAGCCUCCUGCUCCCGCCAGGCCGGGUCAGAGCCGAGCAUGGAACCCGGGGAGCCCCGGGAGCCCCGCGAGCCCGGGCCGGGAGCAGAGACCGCCGCGGCCCCGCACUGGGAAGAAGCCAAGACUUUCUAUGACAACCUCGCGCCCCAGAAGAAACCCAAAUCGCCCAAGCCUCAGAAUGCCGUCACCAUUGCUGUGUCCUCCCGAGCCCUGUUCCGCAUGGACGAGGAGCAGCGGAUCUACACGGAGCAGGGCGUGGAGGAAUACGUGCGCUACCAGCUGGAGCACGAGAACGAGCCCUUCAGCCCUGGACCAGCCUUCCCCUUCGUGAAGGCUCUGGAGGCUGUGAACAGGCGGCUGCGGGAGCUGUACCCUGAGAGCGAGGACCUCUUCGACAUCGUCCUGGUGACCAACAACCAUGCUCAAGUGGGUGUCCGUCUCAUCAACAGCAUCAACCACUAUGACCUGUUCAUUGAGAGGUUCUGCAUGACAGGCGGCAACAGCCCCAUCUGCUACCUCAAGGCCUAUCACACCAACCUCUACCUGUCGGCUGAUGCAGAAAAAGUGCAGGAAGCCAUUGAUGAAGGGAUCGCAGCGGCCACCAUCUUCAGCCCCAGCAGGGAUGUGGCUGUGUCCCAGAGUCAGCUGCGUGUGGCCUUUGACGGGGACGCUGUGCUUUUCUCGGACGAGUCGGAGCGCAUCGUGAAGGCCCAUGGGCUGGACAGGUUCUUUGAGCAUGAGAAGGCCCACGAGAACAAGCCUUUGGCCCAGGGCCCCCUAAAGGGCUUCCUGGAGGCACUGGGGAGACUGCAAAAGAAGUUCUACUCCAAGGGCCUGCGACUGGAGUGUCCGAUCCGCACGUACUUGGUGACAGCGCGCAGUGCAGCCAGCUCGGGGGCCCGGGCUCUCAAGACCCUGCGCAGCUGGGGCCUGGAGACGGAUGAGGCCCUGUUCCUUGCAGGAGCACCCAAGGGUCCCCUUCUGGAGAAGAUCCGCCCGCAUAUCUUCUUUGAUGACCAGAUGUUCCACGUGGCUGGGGCUCAGGAGAUGGGCACGGUGGCCGCCCAUGUGCCUUACGGUGUGGCUCAGACAUCCCGGCGGACCUCACCUACGAAGCAGGCCCCCCCUGCACAGUAGCUGAGCCACCAGCCUCGCUGACCCACAGGCAUGGUUCCCAGUCCUACACGUCACCCGAUGGACCCUUCUGGUUCCUCACCUCCCCGCCCUUCUGCAUGUCUGCCCUCAUUCCUGGGAGUGAGGUACCUGGAGAAAACUGUGCAAACGGGGCCAGCAUCCUCACCAGCCCUCCUUUUAGGCAAACACUGUGCCAUGAUCCUGAUCUUACUCAGAAAGUGAGACUGUGCAGUGUAGCUGAGUUUCAGGGGGAAGUUGAUGAGACUGAGGGUGGGAGAGUCAGAGCAGCCAGGAUGCCUCAAGGGGGCCUUCUGAAACUAGCUCAGUGUAGUACAAAGAGAUGGGAUCUGGCUUCUAAGCUCUGUCUUGGCAUUAAGUGUAUGACUUUAAGUUCCCUUGCAAGGGACUCUAGGAUGAGGUGACCUCCCCCUGCAGUGCACUGGUGAACACUCCAUCCUUGCAGGAGCCCCUGCAGCCCCUUUGUCACCAUUUCCUGGGGGAGAACGCUCACUGCUUGAUGAGUCAGUUUCCCCAUCUUCUGGGUGGUUUUCAAUUUAGCUAAAGAAGCUUGGUUUUUAUAAGAUCGCCCUCUUUGAAGGAAGCAUGGUGUGCCGGGGCUGCUGCUGAUACAUACGGCGCUUUUGUACAAGUUUUAGAAGGACGAGGUCUUUGGAAUGAAUUAUGAAAAGGGAACCCUCCCUGUGAACUGACCCAGACCACACUGGGGUACACAGCUUGGUUAGCAGGAUAUAGGCUGGAUUUCAGCCCCUGCUGGCUCCUCAGCCCAGAAGCCUUUGUCAAAUGGGCAAGACGCACAGUCAUCCACAGCCACUUCCCUACGGUUUUACACGUUUGGGAACCACUGGACUAGAUGACCUGUCUGCUUCCUGCGAUCCCCUGACUCAUCAAGGGUCAGCAGAAAGGUGCUGGUGUUUGUGGAAGGAGUGAGGGAGUGAAUUUAACUUGCAUGCAAACUCGCCUAUGGCCAGCAGGGGGCACUGCCGGAUCAGUGCUUCCUUUGCUGUUGUUUUUUAGCCAAAUUUAAUUUGUUCCUCCCUGCCAACUCCCGCAUCUCAGCCCUUACUCCCUCAGCGAUUGUAUCCUGCUCUGCUGCCAAGCAGCCCUGUUGGUGAAGGAAGAAGUGGAGAAUUGGUGUUUACCGUUGUGAGCCCAAAUGCAGGAAAGAAAUCUCAAUGACUGAAGUGGGAGGUCAAUCCAGGAUUAGCCUGAGGGAAGGCCUGCCUGGGGUGAUGUAGAAAGUGCGAAGAGGUCUGGUUUGGGCCAUGACUGGCUAGUGAGGAAGGAGCUGAAAUGUGCACUAGCAAGAGUCUCCAGCUAUGGGAUUCUGAGUGGAAGUGGUGAGCUCUUUGGCUCUCAAGAUGCUGUGCAAGGGACUCCAGGAUGAGGUGACUGGUGACCUUGCAGGAGCCCCUACAGCACUUUUGUCAGCACGUACAGGGGAGACCUCUCAUUGCUGGAUGAAUCAGCCUCUUCCUUUGCUGACCAGCCUGGCUCUCUCUGGAGAGAAGGUGGGACCUCCAAUGAUUAAUCCCACGGGAAGACCCAAAGGGGUAAGCAGACAUCAGUGGUGGGGACUGAUUGUCUAGCUCCCCAGGGGGAAUCCCAGCUGUGAGCAACUGCUUUAUGAAGAAAGUGGAGAGGUGUGCAGGGGAGCUGGAAUGCUUCUGGGGGGCAUCACUCUGGGAAAGGAGUGAUGGGCAAUGUGGAGCCUGUCCUUUGUCCUUCUGAGGACUCAGCCCAGGGUCCGAAUGGCCCAGGUUCUGGGCAGUGUAGGGCAUAGUAGCAGAGUCAGAAAAAUAACCCAGGAGGGAGAACAAAGUGAGAAGACUGAGGUGGCUCUGGAAAUGAGCAACAGUUGGUGUGAGAAGAAGCCUGGGCUCAGCUGGCCCUCUGAGUGCUGGAGCAGCCAGGAGUCUGACUGUGGGGAGGAGGAGUAAGGCUGUGCAGGGGAUGGGGAGUGGAGGGGCGCUGAGGCAGCCCUGCUGACGCUUUAUCAGGGAAUGGGCAAGUGAUAAGGAUGUCCUUGCACAAGGUCAUUCCCAUCCACAGCCAGGCCCCUUCCAGCCAACAGAGGAGGCGUCCGGUCAGAGGACCUGGUUUGGAGCUCUUUCCUCUGCCGAAGCUCUCAGCCCAGCCAGAGAUACUGCGAGACCUGAGGACAGCCUCAAGUAGAUGAAAAGGAAGAGAAGGAGCUCAACCCCAGUCACCCUUGAUCUUGGCUGAACCAUACCAAGGCCUUCUGCCUCGCUCCCUCUGGGGUCAGAAUCACCACUUGGAUGAGCCUCCGGGGCUCUCAGAGCCAGCUGGGAGCCGUGAGAAGCCUGAGAGGCUGGGCACAACCAAGGCUCACUGCUCGGACUUGGCUGAGGGACCAGGGUGGACACGUGCACUUCGAGGACAGCACCAGAUGUCACCUAAUUAAGAAACGCCCCAGGAACUCUGAAGAGGUCCUGCCUCUACGGCCUUGUGAUCACAGGGCUGAUUCUCCCAGGGCUCUCAGGAAACAGGAAGAUAUGAUGUGGAAAGCAACAAGAUAAGGUGCAGUAAAAGCUAUCUAUUUCACUGGAGCACUGUUAAUAGACUUGGACAGCCCUGGGCAAUGAGACACACGAGGGUCCAAAUUCUAUAAUUGAAACCAUAAAUGAGCAUUUCAGGCCUGGAAAAGAGCUUUCAGUGGCUGCAAUAAAAGGCCAGAAGUCCUGGGGGCAGGCUGAGGCAGCUGCCAGACACACCUGAUUGUUUCAAGCGGUGAGGAGGUGUGCUGGGGAGAAGAGUGUUUAUUGUGUCAUCAGGCAAAUUAAAAGUGAACGUGAAAGAGGAGAGCGAAAAAAGCUGGCUUAAAACUCAACAUUCAAAAAACGAAAAUCCGGUCCCAUUCCAAAAACGGUGUCCGGUCCAAUCACUUCAUGGCAAAUAAAUGGGGAAACAAUGGAAACAGUGACAGACUUUAUUUUCCUGGGCUCCAAAAUCACUGCAGAUGGUGACUGCAGCCAUGAAAUAAAAAGAUGUUGGCUCCUUGGAAGAAAAGCUAUGACCAACCUAGACAGCAUAUUAAAAAGCAGAGACAUUACUUGGCCAACAAAGGUCCAUCUAGUCAAAGCUAUGGUUUUUCCAGUGGUCAUGUAUGGAUGUGAGAGUUGGACCAUAAAGAAAGCUGAGUGCCGAAGGAUUGAUGCUUUUGAACUGUGGUGUUGGAGAAGACUCUUGAGAGUCCCUUGGACUGCAAGGAGUUCAAACCAGUCAAUCCUAAAGGAAAUCAGUCCUGAAUAUUCAUUGAAAGGACUGAUACUGAAGCUAAAACUCCAAUACUUUGACCACCUGCUGGGAAGAGAUGAUUCAUUGAAAAAGACCCUGAUGCUGGGAAAGAUUGAAGGCAGGAGGAGAAGGGGACAACAGAGGAUGAGAUGGUUGGAUGGCGUCACCGACUCGAUGGACGUGAAUUUGAGCAAGCUCUGGGAGUCGGUGAUGGACAAGGAAGCCUGGUGUGCUGCAGCCCAUGGGGUCGCAAAGAGUCAGACAUGACUGAGCAAUUGAACUGAACUGAGGUAAAUUAAAAAGCCAUACAAGCACCAGAGCUCCUGGCCCAGCCAGGGACUGCAGCGAUGGAGCAGAGAGAACAUAGCUUCUAACCAAAAUCAUGGCACUCCUGCAGAACAUGUUCCAGGAAAUACUUACCAACCAAGCUCCAGACCCAGUGGAAACUGCCAGUUAGUAAAACAGAAGCCCUGUAACUACGCACUGAGACUUCCAAGGUCACUGCAAAACAGUCCUCUCUGCUUUCUGAGAACCCAGUCAGAGCGAUGGGGAUGUAGCAGAAGAUGCCAGAGGAAGUUGAAAAAUCAGGAAGAACUCUAAAUCCAAGGUGGAUUCCUCAUUAUGGUGAUAUUCAACUGGUGUGCACCAGUCCAGACUAACUGGUGCUUAUAAUACUGAAAUGCCUCCAUAACAGUUAUAAAUAGCAUUGUCCUGAGCCCCUGAGUGCCCCCUCCCCAUUGUCUCAGCUGCCCUGGCCCCUCUAUCUUCUUAUGUUUCAGCAAAAAGGGGCUGUGAGAGUCUGUGCCAGCAUGAUGGAUGGCCGGUCUCCACUCUGCUGGUCUCCCGACUCUGCUGGCUUAGAGAGGUAAAGUGGGUUGUCCAAAGUCACACAUCUGGGAAGUGGCAGCAGGAGAACUCGAGCUCAUGUCUGUCUGAUGCUGGGAAUCAGGCUCUUAACUCUUCUGCCAAAUGGCCCAUCCACAUGCAUAGAUGUGACACUUCCUAACACCGGACAGUCUGUUGAACAUAUUGACUCCCUGCCUGGCAAAAUGCCACAAUAGACUUGAGUGGGUACAUCUUUGUUGCAGCUUCCUAAACAGCAAAGAAGAAUUUAAGCUAGAAUCAAACACUUGCAGACCUUCUGAAGCACCUCUAGACACCCCCACGUUCUGUAGAACUCCGUAUGUUUGGGCUGAUGCUGGGUUUGGCAAACUGCGGCACCUUGGGCCACAUCUAGCCCACCACCUGUUUUUCUUUUUCAUGAUUUUCUUUUUUUAUUUUUGGCUGUGCCAGGUCUUCGCUGCUGCGUGGGCUUUUCUCGAGUUGCGGCAAGCAGGGGCUACUCUUUAGCUGUGGUGUGCGGACUUCUCCUUGUAGUGGCUUCUCUUGCUGCGGAGCAGAGGCUCUAGGGCGUGUGCAGGCUUCAGUAGUUGCAGCACGUGGGCUUAGUAGCUGUGGCUCCAGGCUCUAGGGGGGCCUUUGGCAAGUGCCUCAACUUUCCUGGGACUAUUUUCUCCCCUCAGUCGUGUCCGACUCUUUUUUGUCGCCCCAUGGACUGUAACCCGCCAGGAUCCUCUGUCCAUGAGAUUUCCCAGGCAAGAACAGUGGAGUGGGUUGCCAUUUCCUUCUGCACCUACCGUCUGUUUUGGUAAAGAAAUUGCAUUGGAAUAUAGCCAUGCCCAUUUGUCUACAUAUGUCUUCGGCAUUUGAAAUACAGCAAGAGAGUUGAACUGCUUCAACAGAAACCAAGGAGCUGAAAUUUUUCCUCUGGCUCUUUGUGGAAAGAGUUUGCUGACCCCUGGGUUAAGGCAGACAUCCCUGGCCCACUCCUCAGUGGGAGAGACCAGCUUACAUCCACCUAAGCAUUUGGAGGUAGAGGCUGGCUAGGUUGCAGAGGGGACAGCAGGAUUGGGUUCUGUGCCCAUCUGCGGGCAUCAUCAGGGAUUGUAGGCACUGAGAAUCUUGAUGCUAAACACAGUACAUCCUUAGCAUCUGAGGACUGAAGAUUUCAAGGUCUUUUUUCAAGUGACAUGGCGCACUGUAAUUUGGAAUUUUGAUCCACACAUAUGAUUUGAGUGCUGGGUGAGGGGCAGGGAACGGGACCCCUGGCUAAAGCUGAGCCCAGCUGGCUAGCUCGUAUCUGCUCAGCACAGCUGUGUGGUUCUCAGCUCAUGAUUGCCCCUGAGGAGUCUCUUGAGAAGUGAGAAGUGCUGGUAGAUAGAUGGGCCUUAGGUAAAUAUUAGUUUGGGAUAAAGUGAAGUGUCCCCUGUUGACUUAAGGACCCGGAUCUAAUAAGUCAUCCACAUGCUGUCUGUGGAAGCAAGAACUAGCUCUUCACAAAGAGGAUUCCAGGGAGAAUUUCAGCUGGCUCAGAAGUUACUGAUCACGUAAGAUAAAACUCAGGUGAAAGCUGGAAUGACAGUUUUCUUGUGGUUGUCAGAGAGUGACAGACAUAUAUACCCUCAUGCUGGAAUUGUGGAUCAGGAGAAAUCUGGAGAUUUAGGGAAUGGCAAGUGUAGAAGUGGUCUUACUUUACUGCCGUGACUGCUGGCACUGUUCCAUAGUAGAAGGAUACCCCUCAUUUUUAAGCGCAGACCUGGCUUCAGAAUCCUUCUCAACCCAGCAUUCUAGGGAGCCACCACUGGUGGGCUGGAGUUGACACGAAAGAUGAAAACCCUGUUUUGCCAUCCCUAUUGGUGGUGGAUAUUGCUCUUCAGGGGGGCGUGCAAGGCCCUGAAUGUUCGUUCUCUGAUGCUGUGCUGCAACUCUGAGGAUGCCAGGGUCUCCCUUGACUAGCGGAGAGGAGGGAGGGAGGGAGAGGACGGAGAAUGGCAUCCUGGGUUGGCGGCUUCCUUAGAAGGGGUGCCUGAGGACUUCCUUAGUGGUCCAGUGGUUAAGAAUCUGCCUGCCAAUGAAGGGGACACAGGUUCGAUCCUUGGUCUGGGAAGAUUCCACAUGCUGUGGGUCAGCUAAGCCCAUGAGCCACAACUAUGGAGCCUGUGCUCCAAAGCCUGCGGGCUGCAACUACUGAGCUUCCAUGCCCUAGGGCCUGUGCUCGGCCACAAGAGGAGCCACCGCGAUGAGAAGCUGGUGCAUCACAGAGAGUACCCCCACUCUCCACAACUAGAGAAGACCUGUUGCAGCCAAAAUGGAAAUAAAAUAAUUUUUAAAAAAUAGAAGAAGAGGUGCCUGAGAAGCAGUGUCUCGGGUUUCACCGUCUUCAAGCAAAGUACAAAUGCCCUUCCUACCAGUAGGGGCCACUGCAGGCCAACACGCUGCGGCUGGCUGUAGUUUGUGGUUUUCUUCGCUUUUCUCCCCUUCCGGGUUAUUUGGUGCUGUGCUGGACUCCUGCACGUAGCUUUGUCAGAAAGGACUUUGGGUGCUUUGAAGAUGUUUGUUAAACAUACCUUUGUGAUGAGCUGCUCUUACCAACAAUCACUGUGAUGGUGUGUAUGCACACACUCAUGAAUAUGUGCAACACGGCAAAAACUGCACUUGUGCAUGCUCUUUGUACAUGUUGUGGUUUUGUGGGUGUGUAUAAUGGUUUUGUGGGUGUGUAUAAUGGGGCAGAUAACUCUGCUAAUGACUGAACUUGUGUGUGUGUGUGUGUGUGUGUGUGUGUGUGUGUGUGUGUGUGUACAAGAUGGUUAUCUCUGUUAACCAAGGGUCCUGGAUAUACUGAUGGCCAGCCCUGCUUCCUGGGACUAGUCCUGGCUCUUUCUGUCAUCUCAUGGGCCUUUGCACAAGUGCAGCGUGGGGCUCUCUGAGGCCAGGCCCCUUAUCUAUCUCUCCAGCUUCUAGCCUCUGGCCAACGAGGUCUUGGUUCCUCACCCUCUGCCUCCCACCCUUCAUCCCUGCAGCCUUGGAAACAAAGUGGUAGAAUCACUUCUGAUUGCACCUGCCUCACCAUCUACAUUUAUUUCUUCCCUUCCCUUGACAGUCCCAAGGCCAACAUGUACAGUUGGGCAGAUUGUGCACUGCACAAAUGCAGAUGGAGCCAUUCACACUGUGAGUGAUACCUCCUAGGCAUCUAUAAAAGCUGCUAACAGUACCCAGCUCCCCCAGUCAUCUCAUGGCCAUAGCUAGGAAAGCUGCCUUCUUCCCUGCCCUCCUGGUCCAGCCUGGCCUAGACUGGGAUUGUCCUCCACUUGGGUGUUCUGGUCUGAUCCAGAAGGAACUUACCCUUGGCCUCGAUCAGGAAGUAUCUGAUGGGUCAUUCCCCAAGAGAGCUUUGGAUUCAGUUUAUGAAAAUGAAAUACGGCUGGCAACUUUUCGGUCACAAACCAAAACUCUGCAGACAGGGACCCUGACUUCCACACUCCUGGCCUGCAGGUGAAUACAUCUUCAUGGGCCAACUGUUAAGAUGGGUCUGCUAUGGAAUUAGGGUAGAAGCCUCAAGUCUGGGUGUGUAGCUGCAUCAGAUAGAAAAUGAUGAGGUCACCAUAGACUGGACGUCUGGGCCAGGCCACAGACUCUGAUGCCUCCAAGGGCCAGGCAGAAGACAUGAAUGAGCAAGAGGAUUAGGCAAGGACUGUAGCAAAAUGGGGAACACAGAUACUGUCGUCUGACACGGUUGCUUCUGUAUGGGAAUGUGGGCUGCUGUUGCCAAAUAUUCCUCCCCAUUUUCCAAGAGAAGCUGGAAAUUUGGACUUCUAAAUGUUGGCAGCUAUUAUGAAUUUAGAAAACACUGUGUGUGCCAAAUAAAACACAUCUUACAGGCCAAAUCCGGCCUUUGAGUUUCCAGUUUGCACCCUCUGACCCAGGCUUGGUGAAUUGGGUUUUUCAGAAACGAGUAAUUAAGAGUAUGAAGAUAGAAUACUCAGACUCACAGAGCUUUGGAUCUUUAUGAGACCCUGGGGAUAACCUGGUUCAUACCUUUGUGUGUUUUAAACUGUGUACAUAUAAACUCCUUUAUUAACAGUAUACAUAUCUCUGGACUUCCCAGGUGGCGCUAGUGGUAAAGAACCCACCUGCCUAAUGCAGAAGACUUAAAAGACUCAGGUUUCAUUCUGGGUCAGGAAGAUCCCGUGGAAGAGGGCAUGGCACACCACUCCAGUAUUCUUGCCUGGAGAAUCUCAUGGACAGAGGAACCUGGCAGGCUCCACUCCAUAGGGUCACACAGAGUUGGACACAACUAAAGCGACUUAGCUCGCACACACACGUAUCCUUACGUUCUAGUAGAGGUGUUAGUCAUCCAGUCAUGUCCAACUCUGCGACCCUAUGGACUGUAGCCUGCUUGGUUCCUCUGUCCAUGGAAUUCACCAGGCAAGAGUACUGGAAUGGAUUGCUAUUUCCUAAUCCAGGGGAUCUUCCCCACACAAGGAUCGAACCCAGGUCUCCUGCAUUGCAGGCAAGUUCUUCACCAUUUGAGCCACCAGGGAAGCCCAUAUCCUUAAGUUCUAAUUUCUAAUUACAAACAUCUUGGUACCCCCAGUUUAGAAGAAGAUUUUAAAUGAAACCUCUACCCAUAGUGGGCUUGGGUCUACCUGUCAGAAGCCCUAUUUUAUACCAUUUGUUUUAUGAUGAUAGGUCUACUUCAGUCUUUUGCAAACAUGGGCUGCCCUGGCCUUCCUUAUAACCUGGCUUCUCUCGUUUGCUUUCCAUGGUAGACCUGUAAGUGCCUCCUUAAACAGGUGGAGCCUGUGUUUCUUCAUCUGUGGGACUUCCCUUGCCUGGGGGCGAGACCGCUCCCACUCUUCCCAGCAUGACCCCUCCAUGGUCUGCCCUCAGCCCUCCGCAGGCCCUGGCCCUGCCUGGCUCUGUAGCAUUUACCCAGUCAUGCAAGAAAGGGCGCUACGUGCUUGUUGGCGUGGGUUCCUCUCACUGUUCAUGCUUGUCCUACUCCUAGUGUUACAAUCUGGCCUUCUGCUUCUUAAAAGCCAUUCAAAUA